Messenger RNA from Nerophis ophidion (straightnose pipefish), 13773 nucleotides. RefSeq names its product rho GTPase-activating protein 23-like. The coding region runs from base 427 to 3912 and encodes 1161 amino acids. The record is from RefSeq and is a predicted model, not a curated record. NCBI's taxonomy places the organism in Eukaryota, Metazoa, Chordata, Actinopteri, Syngnathiformes, Syngnathidae. Gene Ontology annotation, molecular function: protein binding. Gene Ontology annotation, biological process: signal transduction. The transcript is spliced from 23 exons.
UACAUAGAUGGUGUAGAAGAUCCAACGCUGCAUGAAGCGGGAUCUGUAUUUAGCUCGUCUUUGUUUUGAACUAAUCAAGGGAGCAAACUGAAGCAGCUUGCGGUGUAUUCAGCUUGAAAACAAUUGCUGCCAAUACCACUGAUCAAUGGAAUGCGUUUUACUGGUGUUUACUUGAAGACUUUCAUCUGAUGCUGGCACAACACUUACCUGGGAGUUGGAGCUAUUUUGCACUGACCAAGUGGAAAAGACUUUGCCUAAAAUGACGACUUGAAGUCAAGCUGAGGACUAACAUGACGCAAAUUGGAGAAAGGACCAACUAUGACGGAUGUGUAAGGAUCCGACGGAUCUAAGAGGAGUCGACCUCAGAUUUAUUUGAUUUAUUUGUUCAGGCGCGCUUACCGCUCAUGUCGUCCACGUGGAGGUGCGAUGCAUCGCCUUUGGUGUAUCCCACCAGCCCCCUCGGGAAAGAAAUGGUGUUUCCAGUGCUCAGUAGGGGUGGAUUGUAGAGAUGCAGAGCCACGUUGUAUUUGGUUGGCAGUGUUAAGAAUGAUUUCACCUCCAGCCUCACCAUCACAAGUAGGAUCCGUGAGGAUAAGACGCGUGUCUUUGGCGGAAGGGCGAAAAGACAAUAUGGUGUCGUACAAUCAGAAUAGGCGUCGGCCAUUGUCCUGCGGGGAGCUGGAGGGUCCGUCAUGGUGCGGCCUUCGGACCGUUGACCUCCAUAAGAACCUGCAGGGAUUCGGCUUCACUCUGCGCCAUUUCUUGGUCUACCCACCGGAGUCCUCUUUCCAAAACAUCAAGGUUGAAGACAAUGGAAAUGCAGUGAAAAAAUGUGGUCAGCAGUUUGGUUUGGAACCAAUGGACACCAUUUUUGUAAAGAGUGUCAAAGAAAAUGGACCUGCUUACCGAGCUGGGCUGUGCACAGGGGACAGACUAGUAAAAGUGAACGGGGAGAACAUUCUAGGUAAAACCUACUCUCAAGUGAUUGCUUUAAUUAAAAACAGUGAAACAAGGUUGGAGCUCUCUGUUGUACAGAAAGAUGAGGAUGUACUGCAGUUGGUAAGUGUGCACUCCCAGGAUGCGUACUUGAGAGGAAAUGAGUCAUAUUCAGAUGAGGCCAAGGACAUUCCGGAAACCCUUUUUCAAUAUUGUUUUUCUACAAGUCCCAAGUCCAAUCCUUCACAGCCAAGACACAAGCUCAGUAGUCCACUGGACAACUGGGAGCACAGACCUUGCCCAACUACUUCACCAAUGGACCAUCACCUUUCUAUUGCGUCUCCUGAGGAUGCCUGCAGCAACGUUUUCACGUCAGUGAGCCCCCUUGGCAAUGCUUCUUUAGCCAUCAGUGCACUAGACUUUCACAUUGCCAACCACUAUGCUGCAAUCGCAUCAGCAACUUUGCCCCCACGACGAAAGAGCAGCCUGUCAGCCCCUGGUGACGUUCAUAUUGAUUCUUUCUGCCACCAAGGACUUUCAGACUUCCAGGCUGAGGUGUAUGAGCACCUGUCACCCCGCAAGUGGAGUACACACCAGGAUUGUUUAGCAGAACAGGAUUUGGGCACAAGACCUCCAUCUGCCUCUGCACAAAGAAAUCUGAGAGAGAGCCUGUUCUGUCAUCAUCAAGCUGAUGCAGUUUCCAAUCGUUCCUAUUGGCUGAGAGACUGGGGGGGUUUAAGGCCAGGAAGGACAUCAUGCUCUGAGAGUUUGCUGUCAGCUUAUGCAGAGUAUGAGCAUAACUAUGACCGUUCUAUAGAAACCUUAGCAAAAGCCUCUGCAGUCAUAACAUCAUCCCCAGACCACUCUUUAGAAAAUUCUCAUGUAACAAGAAUCUGCGAACGACUUGAGCACCAAAGUCCAGAAAACUUUCUUUCCUGUACAGUAUCUCCUUGUGGUAAGCAAGCUGGUCAGCAAGAAGCUGAACCCCAAACAAGGGGACUAAGGAAUGAGGUAAUGGUCCACAAAAAUGGCCUCCUCCUCCAGCCAGUGCUGGCUCUGAGAGAGCCCUACAACAUGGACCCGCACUCGAGCCUCAGCCCCGAAAUUAGAAGCAAUGCGUCUGCGAAUAAAGUAGGAGUGGUGAUGCGACCCAAGUCCACUCCCAACCGACCUGUAUCAGAGGGCCGAGCUCAAACAGGGCAUGACAGGGACGUAAUCUCCAUGAUCAGUCUAAAUCAAGAUGUCCUGAAGAAUAAUAAAAACCCUGCCACAACUUUAAAUCCACGGUCACUUGAGUCCCCCUCUCCCGUGUCUGUUGGUCCUUGUGCCAGUCGCAGAACUAAAGGAAGUCUGGCCCAGCAGGCAUAUGACUCCCUGUCGUCCAUUCCCUUCCUAGGUAGUAUUAAACGACGCCGCUCAUCAUAUUUGCUGGCCAUUACGACGGAGAGGUCCAAGUCCUGUGAUGAAGGUCUGAACACCUUCAGGGAAGAAGGACAUGUUUUAUCAAAACUACCAAAAAGAGUCAAGAGCUUUUUCAUCAAUGAGUCUCUCGAGAGCUUGAAAGCACAGGAGGAAGCCCGGUCCAAACAUCACUCCACUUCUGAACUGGGGACAAUCCAUUUCAGCAACACCCGCGUGGAAGGCUGGCUCCACUACAAACAGAUUCUCACAGAAAAGGGCAAGAAGGUCGGUGGUGGUAUACGUCCUUGGAAACGCGUCUUUUCCGUGCUGCGUCCACACUGGGUCUUCCUUUACAAGGACAAACGAGAGGCGGUCCUCCACGGGGAAGUUGCCGGUCCAGGUCCGGACGAAUACCCCCCGAUCAGCAUCUGUGGCUGCCUGGUCGACAUUGCUUACAGCGAAACCAAGCGGAAGCACGCUCUGAGACUGACCACUCAGAACUUCUGCGAGUAUCUGCUCCAGGCGGAGAGCAGGGAGGACAUGUUGGCGUGGAUCAAGCUCAUCAGGGAGAACAGCAAAAUGGACAAUGAGGAUGUCGGUUCAUCAAGACAGGCUCUAAUCAACAAAAAACUGAAUGACUACAGGAAACACAGUUUUUCAGGCAACCAACCGGAUUCUUCUCCUGGAAGUCAUCGUGGGAUUCCCCCCUUCCUUUUAGCAAAGACUGAAAACACCACAGUGAAUGCAUCGUUCAAAACUGAUGACAACAAGGCACCGUGGGGCAUCAGUAUCAUGAAGAAGUCCAAAAAGACCAGCAGUCCAAAGGCUUUCGGUGUGCGCCUUGAGGACUGUCAGCCUGCUGUCAAUCACAAAUUUGUCCCGCAGGUUGUGGAGAUGUGUUGUGGCGUGGUGGAAGCAACCGGUCUGGAGUCCACCGGUAUCUACCGGGUGCCGGGGAACAAUGCCAUGGUGUCGAACCUGCAGGAUCACCUGAAUAAAGGUUUCGAUAUCAACACCGCGAAAGAGAGAUGGCAGGACCUGAAUGUCAUCAGCAGCCUACUGAAGUCUUUUUUCCGAAAACUGCCCCAGCCUUUGUUUACUGACGACAAAUAUCAAUCCUUCAUCGAUGCCAACAGGAUAGAAGACACAAGGGACCGACUAAAGACCAUGAAAAAACUGAUUCACGACCUGCCAGAUUAUCAUCGCCACACCCUCAAGUUCCUCGUGGCUCACUUAAAAAAAGUGGCGGAUCACUCGGAAAAGAAUAAGAUGGAACCAAGGAACCUGGCUCUGGUGUUUGGUCCGACUCUGGUGAGGACGUCGGAAGACAACAUGACGGAUAUGGUCACCCACAUGCCUGACCGCUACAAAAUAGUCGAGACAUUAAUCCUACACUACGGCUGGUUCUUCCCUGAAGAAGAGCGAGAGGAGCAAGGAAAACCUCCAGAUGAUAAGCGGGACAUGCAACCUGUGCCAAAGAUUGACCAUCUGUUGUGCAACAUUGGCAGGCAGGGUAUGCCAGGUGAAGCUUCAGUGGAUCCUCUACUUCGACGUCGACACCAGCGAUUCAGUUAGAUUGAAGCUUUCUUUUAACUCCGUGACCAACCUCGAUGCCAGCAACAUCCUGCCUAAGUCCAUCAUCUCUACUGUUACCCGCACAUGAAGAAAAUGCCCAGCUACCCUCUUCUCUGAGAUCGGUUCAGCUGAGGAUUGUGACCAUCAAAGGAGGAGGGAGUGGAGAAGAAGAUAGAGCUGUUCCAAUAUUGUUUCCAAAACUCCACAUAAAAACAAGUGGGUGUCAGUUACAAAAACAAAGACUGUAGACGUAAACCAGACAGAACGGCUUCCUCUACAAAAUAAUCGUCUAAUAAUUCCACAUCCUUAGACUUUUACCUUUUACCAUUGAUCUUCACAGUUUCACAGGGGGAACCAGCUGCAGUUCCACUGCAUUCCGAAAAAGCUUACUGAACCAUGCCAGGUUUUUAAUUAUUCACCAGCAAACCACGGCACUUUGCAAAAAAAUGGACAAACUUAAUCAUUGUCAAUUAAUUUGGAGCUCAAACUUGACAAGAGCAAAAAGGUAAUAUAAUGAAUCACAGUCCUUUAAGGAAGCGUCAGGUACAUUGCCAAAGGUAUUUGGCCACCUGCCUUGACUCACAUAUGGACUUGAAGUGCCAUCCCAUUCCUGAUGUCGGUCCACCUUUUGCAGCUACUACAGCUUCAACUCUUCUGGGAAGGCUGUCCACAAGGUUGCGGAGUGUGUUUAUAGGAAUUUUCGACCAUUCUUCCAAAUGCGCAUUGGUGAGGUCACACACUGAUGUUCCUCGAAAAAGGCCCUGGCUCUCAGUCUCCAUUCUAAUUCCUCCCAAAGGAUUUCUAUCGGUUCAAGUCAGAACUAUUUAUGGACCUUGCUUUGUGCUAUGGUGCACGGUCAUGUUGGAAGUGAAAGGGGCCCACUCCAAACUAAUCCGCAUGGAAUUGUCCAAAAUGUUCUGGUAUCCUGGAGUAUUCAAAGUUCCUUUCACUGGAACUAAGGGGCAAAGCCCAACUCCUGUAAAACAACCCCACACCAUAAUUCCUCCUCCACCAAAUUUCACAGUCCGAAAUGUACCGUUCUCCUGGCAACCUCCAAAUCCACAUGGAAAAGUGUGAUUCAUCACUCCAGAGAACGCGUCUCCACUGCUCUAUAAUCCAGUGGCGACGUGCUUUUCACCAGUCUAUCCGACGCUUUGCAUUGGACUUGGUGAUGUAUGGCUUAGAUGCAGCUGCUCGGCCAUGGAAACUCAUGCCAUGAAGCUCUCUGCGUACUGUACGUGGGCUAAUUGGAAGGUCUCAUGAAGUUUGGAGCUCUGUAGCAACUGACUGUGCAGAAAGUCUUUGCACUAUGUGCUUCAGCAUCCGCUGCCCCCUUUCUGUCAGUUUACGUGGCCUACCACUUGGUGGCUGAGUUGCUGUUGUUCCCAAACUCUUCACUUUUCUUAUAAUAAAGCCAACAGUUGGCAUCCUAUGGUAGUUGGAAAUCACCGAGCUCCUGAGAGCGGCCCAUUCUUUCACAAAUGUUUGUACAAACAGUCUCCAUGCCUAAGUGCUUGAUUGUAUACACCUGUGGUAGGACCAAGUGAUUAGGACACCUGAUUCGGAUCAUUUGGAUGGGUGGCCAAUUACUUUUUGGCAAUAUAGUGUACGUGGAAUGGUAAGAUAAGGUGCAGUACCCCAAAUAAAUGUAGUUAUUUGUCCUGUUCGAGAGGAAUUCUCUUCUUCAUUGGUCAACUAGAAUGGCCCGGUAUAUUCUGUUUUUGGGAAGGAGAAAAAGUUGAAGAUGAAACACUGGCGUCGUAGUUUUAAUUUUAUUGAUGUGUAGAGUGUAACUUUUUUCCUUGCAAAGUUAACAUCAUUCUGGUGGUGUUUGUUCCCAUGAACUUUGUUUGGCAGCGCUGCACUUGAUACUUUAUACACAUUCACAAAACUAUGACCUUGCCUGUUCCUUUUUAGUAAUCCUUAUGGUGUCUAUAAAUUACAAAUAUGAUCUGAUCAGGACUAAAAUUAGCCUACUCAGGAACAGUCUUUCCCCUAGAGCUGUCUCCUUGAUGAAGUCUAACCCACACAGAUCUUAUUCAUUAUAUUUACACUGAUUUUAACUAUUUCUAUAUUUGGGACAUAACAAUGUACUGUAUAUUCGUUUUGUAUAUUUGUUUCUAGUUAUGUACUAUAAUUUAAUUUGCAUAUUUGUAUCAGAGCUUGUGAAGUUAUAUCCAUUACAUUUCGUUUGUAUAUUUUUCUAAAUACUAAAAUUAUUUAUGCGGUGCAUACAUCAGACCACGCCUGGACAAUUAUUUUGACUCGGGGGCGAAAAUGUGAAGGUUUUAAUUUUAGGUUGCUCAAAUGUGUGCUUAUUUUAGUGUCAUUUAUUAAGAAUAUGAAUUUAUAAAUAUCAAUCAUGAAAUGCUAUUAUACUAAAGAAAUACUCAUAAAAAUAUAUAUUUUUCAGAUAGAAAGUUACAGGAACGUCCACAAGAUCCCAUGUUUACAUUUCAUUGUGCAAAAUGUGAAGGUUUUAAUUUCAUGGAGCAAAACUCUUUGUAAGCCAUAAACACAUAACCAAAAACAUUGGUAAAAAAGUUUAUAUCGGAGCAAAACUGGUCAUUUUCUGCCAUACAAACCAGACUAAAACCAACUUUCCCAUCUGUCGUAUCAACAGCACCCGCUCACUCUUCUCACUUGCGCCAACACAUUCACAUUUGGAAUUAAGCCAGUGAGGCGUUUACUGCCACAAAAAAUGUCGGACAACUCCAACGCCACAUCCAUCCAUCCAUUUUCUACCGCUUAUUCCCUUUCGGGGUCGCGGGGGGCGCUGGCGCCUAUCUCAGCUACAAUCGGGCGGAAGGCAGGGUACACCCUGGACAAGUCGCCACCUCAUCGCAGGGCCAACACAGAUAGACAGACAACAUUCACACUCACAUUCACACACUAGGGCCAAUUUAGUGUUGCCAAUUAACCUAUCCCCAGGUGCAUGUCUUUGGAAGUGGGAGGAAGCCGGAGUACCCGGAAGGAACCCACGCAUUCACGGGGAGAACAUACAAACUCCACACAGAAAGAUCCCGAGUCUGGAUUUGAACCCAGGACUGCAGGAACUUCGUAUUGUGAGGCAGACGCACUUACCCCUCUGCCACCGUGAAGCCCCAUAUCAUUUGUAAUUCCAGGUUGCUCAAAUGUGUGCUUAUUCUAGUGUCAUAUAUUAAGAAUCUUAAUUUAUAAAUAUCAAUCAUGAAAUGCUAUUAUAUUUAAGAAAUACUCAUAAAAAUAUAUAUUUUACAGAUAGAAAGUUACAGAACGUCCACAAGUUCCCAUGUUUACAUUUCAUUGUGCAAAAUGUGAAGGUUUUAAUUUUAUGGAGAAAAACUCUUUGUAAGCUAUAAACACAUAACCAAAAACAUUGGUAAAAAAGUUUAUAUCGGAGGAAAACUGGUCAUUUCCUACCAUACAAACCGACUAAAACCAACUUUCUCAUCUGUCGUAUCAACAGCACCCGCUCGCUCGUUCUCACUUGGGCAAACACAUGCACAUUUGGAAUUUAGCCUGUGAGGCGUUAAAAGCCACACAAAAAGUCGGACAACUCCAACACCGCAUAUCAUUUGUAAUUCCAGGUUGGGAAAUGUGUGCUUAUUCUGGUGUCAUUUUUUAAGAAUCUUAAUUUAUAGAUAUCAAUCAUGAAAGGCUAUUUUAUUAAAGAAAUAUUAAUAAAAAUGUAUAUUUUAUAAAUAGAAAGUUACAGGAAUGUACACAUGAUCCCAUGCUCUGAAAUUUUUACAAACAUUUCCAAAGCAUGACCUCCACCCAGACAUACAAUACUAGUACACAAUUCAUGAAAAACAAUAUGAUUUGUUAUUGCCAUUGUAAGUGGGGCAAGAUAUUUAGUGUAUAUUAGAAAAUAAUCACAUGGAAACUUUGACAAUUGUGCCAUCAGAAGUGUCCUAAGUCAGAGCAACCUGCACAUCCUGCACAUCAAUGCACUUUCUAUGUCGCUAGAUUACGCUCCAACAAAAUCUCGGUGACAUGUAUAAUUUGUGUCAUUAUGACAAUGAUAUUAAAAUAAUUGAUUGAUUGAAUAAUUGAGGUGGUGUCGGCGAGUUGAACGCCUCUGUAGCUGGCGAGGGGGGUCGUCCACGGAAUGGCAGGUGUAAGCAACAGUAGUGCACCAGCCAAUCCCAGGUCCUGGGCAUUGCUGCUGAGAGCGCAGGAGACGUCCAUGAAAAAGCCACAUUCGUGGUCAACGAGGCUGACCUGAACGAGGACGGCGCUCUAGAAGCUGUGAGGGUCCACGCUCGGGUCAUUGGCGUUGGCGCAAAUGGCGCAGAGAGCGUCCAUGGAACAGCCGCACUCUUGGCCGACGAGGAGGAGGUGUGUGGGAGCCAGAUAGGUGCCUCCGCAUCAGGAGCUGGAGGCGACGCUGAGGCUGGCUGCAGCGCUGAAGGCGAGGAUGGUGCCCUUGACGUCGGACCCACUGGGGACUAGGAUGGUGGUGUAGGACUCACUGAAAGUGAGGAUGGUGGCGCCGGCAGCAGACCCACUGGAGACUAGGAUGGUGGCACCGGCAGCAGACCCACUGGAGACUAGGAUGGUGGGUGGGCGGCAGACCCACUGGAGACAAGGAUGGUGGCGCCGGCAGCAGACCCACUGGAAACUAGGAUGGUGGCAUCGGCAGCAGACCCACUGGAGAUGAGGAUGGUUGGUGGGCGGCAGACCCACUUGAGACAAGGAUGGUGGCAUCGACGGCAGACCCACUGGAGACAAGGAUGUUUGCAUCGGCAGACCCACUGGAGAGGAGGAUAUUGGCAUCGGCAGACCCACUGGAGACUAGGAUGGUGGGUGGGCAGCAGACCCACUGGAGACAAGGAUGGUGGCGCCGGCAGCAGACCCACUGGAGACGAGGAUGGUGGCACCGGCAGCAGACCCACUGGAGACUAGGAUGGUGGCGUCGGCGGCAGACCCACUGGAGAUGAGGAUGCUCGGUGGGCCGCAGACCCACUUGAGACAAGGAUGGUGGCGUCGACAGCAGACCCACUGGAGACGAGGAUGGUGGCGUCGACGGCAGACCCACUGGAGACGAGGAUGUUGGCAUCGGUAGGCCCACUGGAGCAGAAGAUGAUGGUGUUAGCAGGCCCACUUGAGUAGCCGGUGGCGUCUGCAGGCCCGCUGGAAAAAGACAGGCGACGUAGGCCGUCCAGAGGAUGGAAGCUUGGCUGGACACAGGGCUGUUUGGGCGAGCUCUGCUAGAGCAGGUGUGGUUGUUCGGGUGAGCUCACCUGGAGCUGACGUCUCUGCUUGGGUGAGCUCCACUAGAGCAAGCUUGACUUGACAACACAAGCAAUGCAAAAACUAUUAAUCGAUUUUAACUGUUAUACAAACAUCGGGUCUUUAUUUGGAAAUGAUAAUUGUACAUGUAGACGCGAUUUCCUUCUGCUGUGGGUUUUGCUGUAUUCCAGCAUUCCGUUUUGUUUUUGCAUAGCAGCCAUAUUAUGGUUGGAGGAGGGAGUUGUGACGGCACAGAACCACAGGGGGGCCAAUUUUGCUCUAUGAUUUAUCAUAUAUAUAUACACAAUAUAAUAUAUAUAUUAAUGAAACAAUACUAAUAAAUAAACUAUAGAAUGGUGUGUGACUAAUCCAAAAGGGGUGUAUAGUAGGAGACCAUGUGUAUGAAUUAUUAGCUGUUGAGUAUUACCUAAUUGUUGGAUGAGGAAGCAGACAAGGACCUUCUUCUUUAAGCAGAAGAAGGUCCUCAUCACCGGUGGGACUCCGCACGACACCGCCAUCUUCCGGGUCAGCAGCGGAUCCACCCACAACAUCAUCUCUGUUGGGCUUUCGCAGGGCGCCGCCAUCUUCAUUGUCGUCAUCAUGGUUGACGGCUCCUCCACGACGCUGUCGUCAUCAUCGUCGCCGCCGGCUGCGCAACCUCCUCCUCAUCGGCCAAAGAUGCGGCCGUGUUGACUUCCUCCUCGUCAGCCACUGAUGUGGCCGUUCCGUGGUCGCCCACCUCACCAGUUGCAGCGGCGUGCAACGUGUCGCCGCCACCUGACUCUCCCUCGCUGGUUGCUGGUACACUUGGCCAGGCGACCCUCCGCCAAGUCCUCCCUCCGCCCUCCCUUAAAUUUUGGACUUUUUUCCGUUCUCGUUUCCAGGGAACAUCUGGGAUCUGUUCCUUGAGGGGGGGAUCCUGUGACGAUCUGUCACUUCAUUUCUGUUUGUUUUCCUCGUUCUUGUAUUUACUUCCUAUUCAGUGUUCUUUUUUUUGGUUUCCACUUCCUCCUUGUUCCGCUGAGCACUGUUCAUUUCACACACCUGCUGUGAUUGGCCGCUGGUCCACACCUGCUGACAAUCAACAUGUAUGCUAUUCAUGCCUUGUCUCGAGCACUCCUCAGUGCUCGAUGAUAAUUCUAUGUUUGGAACUUCUGGUUGCAAGACAAGGACCUUCUUCUUUAAGCAGAAGAAGGUCCUUGAGACAAGCGGGAUGUCCGUGAUGCUGAGAGAGGCGUCAAGGGGUCCUUGUGCAAAGCGAGGUUCGAGGAUCGAGGGUGACAGUACAAAGUCCAAAGGGGAUGUCGAGGGGUAUAGCUCGAUCACGCGGGGACGAAGGCAAACUGCUGUGGAGGACGACAAGUAAGAACAAUGAGACACGGAGGGGAAACGCAAAGAGAGAGAGAGAGCAUAAAGCUGGGUUAGUCGGUUUAUGGUACACGACAGAUGAUUACGUUCAGGCGACGAAUAGAAGGCUAUUGAAGGCAGGACCUCUCGUUAGUUCCAGGUGCGCAGAUUGCCGGUGAAUGAUUGCAGUUGCCGGCUGCUGCAGGGCAAAGACGCGCCCGGCGUGUCCCUGGAAGUGCGUGGCCGUGGGCGAGUCCCGGGGUGCGCUCCCGAAGGCGCAACAAGCAGAGCGCAAAGAUUGGCCAUGACACCGUAUGCUUUGGUGCCUUCUUAGCGGCACUCAUCUCUGUUUGUUUUGAGCUACUUUAAAUACUUUUACCUGCACGUUGCCUCCUCGGUCUUCUGCUUCUUGGGAACACGCCACUAUUCGCCGUCAUGCGACCCGAGCGUCACCCAAUCUGUGAUUUAUUGUCUAUUAUCAAAGUUGUUGUUUUUUCCGUUACCAUUGUUGGUAUUGUUCAUUCUUCCUACAUCGUUGCUACCAAUUAUUGGUACACUGUAAAAAGUAUUAUUAGCUGAAAUAAUGUCACCAUGAUGCAACAUUUGUACUAUAAUCCUAGUACAAAGUAAGAGUAAAGCUAAAUUUAUUAAUAACUGAAUGGAAAACUGAGUGUGGGAUUAAAUAAAUUAACUUCUAUCCAUUCUCUUAAAGCAAAACUGGAUCGACAUGUUUACAUACCUUGCAUUCCCUUUUGCAUUUUAUUAAAUGAACUUUAGCUCAUCUCAAACUGGCUGUAGCUUACCCAAUGUCAGAUCUUUAAGUAACAAAUCAUUUUCAAUUAAUAAUUGAAUGUCUUCUUCCACUUUUGCUUUGAUGUCUUUAAUUGCAACAUGGCUCCACAUAAACACAGUAAAUGUGGUUCCGACUGAAACUAGUCAUGUCUCAAACUAUGUUUAUUGAUGUUACUUUAUCAGAUCAUUCUGUGUUUUCUUUGACUUGUCUGUUAGACCCAAACUAGCAGUUUGGUAUACGGUUGUAGGAGGGGAGACUCAUAAAUAAUAGCAUACGGGCACACAGUUUGUGGAAAUGAUAAGGUAUGAAAACACCAUCCAUCCACCAAUCCAUCCAUUUACUACCGCUUGAUGAUGAUCUGUUGAACUCAUUUACAUCAAGUGUUGGAAUGUUUUGGACACCCGUAUUCCUGCAAGUUUAGAGUUGUUCAAAGUAGGCAAACAGAAAGGCGCAAAUCAAAGCUUCAAACGGAUUUAGAUUUACAAAGAAAAGUGAAAUGUGUUAAACCAUCCAUCCAUCCAUCCAUCCAUCCAUCCAUCUUCUUCCGCUUAUUCGAGGUCGGGUCGUGGGGACAACAACUUAAGCAAGGAAGCCCAGACUUCCCUCUGCCCAGCCACUUCGCCCAGCUCCUGCCGGAGGAUCCCAAGGCGUUCCCAGGCCAGCAGUAGACCUAGUCUUCCAAACGUGUCCUGGGUCUUCCCCGUGGCCUCCUACCGGUCGGACGUGCCCUAAAGGAGGUGUUCGGGUGGCAUCCUGGCCAGAUGCCAGAACCACCUCAUCUGGCUCCUCUCGAUGUGGAGGAGCAGCGGCUUUAAUUUGAGCUCCUUCCGAUUCUCACCCUAUCUCUAAGGGAGAGCGCCGCCACCCGGUGGAGGAAACUCAUUUUGGCCGCUUAUACCCGGGAUCUUGAGUAGUCUUGAUGCCACAGUACUGAGCAACAACAUUUUUUGGGGACAAGUACUAGAAAAAAAUGUAUACAAUGACUUUUUCCUGUUUACCAAUGAGUUUGACACUUUCAAAUUUGGCUCGAGGCCCCCAAACAGCACUGAAACAACACUGAUCAAGGUGAUAUCCUCCUGAGCACAGAUGCGGGAAAAGUCUCAGUCAUGGUUCUGCGGGAAAAGUCUGUCAGGGUUCUGCUGGACCUGUCUUUAACACAGUUGACCAUGCAUCUUCAAACACAGAUUAGAGAACUGUGUGGGAUUAUCCAGUUUUGGUCUCAACGGGUUUAAAUUCUAUCUCUAUCACAGGACAUCCAUCCAUUUUCCAUCCAUUUUCUACCGCUUAUCCCUUUCGAGGUCACGGGGGGUGAUGGGGCCUAUAUCAGCUGCAUUCUGUGGGGUAAACCCUGGACAAGUUCCCACCUCAUCACAGGGCCAUAAGAGAUAGACAACAUUCACACUCACGUUCACACAGCCAAUUUAGUGUCGCCAAUCAACCUAUUCAGGAAGCUUGAGUACCCAGAGGGAACCCACGCAGUCACGGGGAGAACAUGCAAACUCCACACAGAAAGAUCCCGAGCGCAGGAUCGAACCCAGGACCUUCGUGUUGUGAGGCAGCUGCACUAACCCCUCUUUCACCGUAUCACAUGACAUACCUUGUAGAAAUUGGCAAACUCUCUGACCAAAUGGCUGUGACCUGGGGAGUUCCUCGGGGCUCCAUUCUAGGUCCCCUAUUGUUCAACUUGUACAUGAUGCCACUGGGCCAGCUAAUACUCAGCUCUGAUGUGUUCUACCACAACUUUGUAGGUGACACUCAGAUCUACGCGUCACAAACCACAGAUGAACGUCGGCAUGUUGAUUCAGCGAUUGGAUGGAGGCCAUUGAUUUAGCAAAACUCAGACAAAACCGAAAUCAUUGUGUUUCAAUGUCAAUCAAUCAAUGUUUACUUACAUAGCCCUAAAUCAGGAGUGUCUCAAAGGGCUGCAGAAGCCACAACGACAACCUCGGCUCAGAUCCCACAUCAGGGCAAGAAAAAACUCAACCCAGAGAGGCAAAGAGAAACUAUUGUUGGUCCUUUUCAGACCCUCUCACUGAAACCUAAUAAUCAGGUUAGAAAUCUAGGGGUAAUAGCGGACACAAACUUGAAUUUUGGCUGUCACAUUGGGUCAAUGACAUCAGUAGAUUUUUGCCACCUAAAAAAAACGUUGCCAAAAUCAGACUGAGUCAAGCUUUGGUCUUCAAGUUAAGAGCCAUUGGAAUCAUCUUAAACUCAGAGAACCUCAGGGAGUGGUCUUCUGCUGGUGAAGUCAGGACCAAACAUUUUAUGCAACUAAAAUCUGGGAUAAGAACACUUAAGACUGGCCUCAACGUUGGCAAUGUUCAAAUCCAGGAGGAAAAUAUUUGUAUUAAUUGUGCAAAGUGUUGUAUCUACAGUAUUUGAUUGAUUUUGAUUUCAUAUUUUUAUUUUUGUAAUUAUUUUGUAAUUUUCUGUAAAGCCAGAGCCUCUGUAAGUAUAUGUCUUUGUGUCAAUGCAAAUAAAUGUGACUGACUUAAUAUGGAAAA